AUGGCGAAGCUGGUGUUUGACUUGAGCCAGGCCCUCACAGAUGGCAGUGGUCCUGUCUGUUGGGUUCCCUCUCUCCUCCACACCCUCACUGCCCACUGCACAGCCCCCACCAACAGCUCUGCAUGGUUCAACACCUGCUACAAGGCAGCCAUAGGGCCUCUGCUGACAGGUGCACACCAUGAGCUCUCCUCAGAUGAAGUUCAGUGGUGGUUGACCCUGCAAGGUCCCCUGAGUGGUAUCCAGCUCCAGGCCAUAUUUCAGCAGCUCUUCAAGGUCCUCUGGGCCCUCACAGCUGAUGUGUGGGACCCAUCUCAUUGCAGGACGUAUGCAGUGGUGGGGAACUUGGGGCAGCUGAGUCAGAAAAAACAGAAAGAGUCCAGUCAUGGGCUGCUAAUUGACGCUCAUGACUGGGUGCUGAGGGUGAACAGAGCAAAGAUCACUGGCUUUGAGCUGGAUGUUGGAAUGAGAACAACACAUCUCUUCAUGUGUUGCAUAUUGGUAAAGCCUUAUAGAAUAAGAGCCUUGUUACCCUCUGUGAACAAUAAAGAUUGGGCUAUUUUGCAUGAAGAGGUGUCUUGUCCAUCUCUACAGCGACAUUCAUGUACCCAGAAGAGUGCAGUGAACCUAAGGCACAAUGUUCACCUUGUCCUUGUCCCCUUCAAACCUCUGGAGCUGCAGUGGGUUACCAGUGUCUUCUCCACGGGAGAACUCACACGGUCACAUGUGAGAGUUAAACAGUUCAUCAAAGAACAAGCUAAUGGUGUUGAUCUGGGCCCAACUUUCCUCAGGUACAUCCAUGACAACUGGACACAGCAUCACGUGUGAUACCUCUCCACUGGCUUCACAGCCCUGCUCUUUGCCUUGCACACCUGCCAUCAGGUCUCCGUGUUUGGCUUUGGAGCAGACAGUGAAGGGAACUGGCCCCACUAAUGGGAAAAAACCUCACCGGUCUGGAGCCUUCUGCAGGACGAGAGCCCUGCGGCUUCACUGAUGUUGAAUUCAGCCCCAUUGAGUAACAGGUACAUAUAG
Molecule: messenger RNA, 1029 nt
Organism: Onychostruthus taczanowskii (white-rumped snowfinch)
Lineage: Eukaryota; Metazoa; Chordata; Aves; Passeriformes; Passeridae
Product: CMP-N-acetylneuraminate-beta-galactosamide-alpha-2,3-sialyltransferase 2-like
Exons: 8
Molecular function (GO): beta-galactoside (CMP) alpha-2,3-sialyltransferase activity
Source: RefSeq, a predicted model, not a curated record